Pseudophryne corroboree (corroboree frog) is the source of this 6141-nucleotide messenger RNA. It is a transcript of the gene ULK2, whose product is annotated as unc-51 like autophagy activating kinase 2. Gene Ontology annotation, molecular function: ATP binding; protein serine/threonine kinase activity. The transcript has 27 exons. Gene Ontology annotation, cellular component: phagophore assembly site; phagophore assembly site membrane; cytoplasm. Gene Ontology annotation, biological process: response to starvation; autophagosome assembly; positive regulation of autophagy. Lineage: Eukaryota; Metazoa; Chordata; Amphibia; Anura; Myobatrachidae. The record is from RefSeq and is a predicted model, not a curated record. The coding region runs from base 358 to 3480 and encodes 1040 amino acids.
UUGGCUGUUGAGGGUGAGAUGGGCGGUGUUGGACGAGGCAUCACCAGUUCGUUGUGCAGCAGUGUGAGCUGCUCUCUGUACUCGGUGUUCGGUCUACCGGUACUGGGUGGGACGGAGCUGUCACCGGUACACAGAACCCGGGCUGGAGACACACGAAUGCCCUGACUAGUAACUUUCCCCCCCAGCACGGGAGAACCAUGUGAAACCCAGACGUGUCGCUAAGCGGUGGCCCCCGGGGGACACACAGGAUGCUUGCAGCUCGGGGCGCGACUGACGUUGACUUGCCCUCGGCAGAGGGGCGCCGGCGGAGCGGGCGGGCGCAGUGGGGCCACUGAAUGACAGCCCCGCAGACUCGCCAUGGAGGUGGUGGGAGACUUCGAAUACUGCAGGAAGGAUCUGAUCGGACAUGGAGCCUUUGCCGUGGUGUUUAAAGGGCGGCACAGGAAGAAAACAGACUGGGAGGUGGCUGUUAAAAGCAUCAAUAAGAAGAACUUAUCAAAAUCUCAGAUACUUCUUGGCAAAGAAAUAAAGAUUUUAAAGGAGUUGCAGCAUGAAAACAUUGUGGCUCUUUAUGAUGUCCAGGAAAUGCCCAACUCCGUUUUCUUGGUCAUGGAGUACUGCAAUGGGGGAGACCUGGCAGAUUAUUUACAAGCCAAAGGGACACUGAGUGAAGACACCAUACGAGUCUUCUUGCAACAGAUUGCUGCUGCCAUGCGGGUAUUACACAGCAAGGGCAUUAUCCACAGGGACCUGAAGCCACAAAAUAUACUUCUCUCCUAUGCCACUCGGAAAAAGUUAACUUUUAGUGGCAUCCGGAUAAAAAUUGCGGACUUUGGCUUUGCACGUUAUUUGCAAAGCAACAUGAUGGCUGCAACGUUGUGUGGAUCCCCGAUGUACAUGGCUCCGGAGGUUAUCAUGUCGCAGCACUAUGACGCAAAGGCAGACCUGUGGAGCAUAGGCACUGUCAUCUAUCAGUGUCUGGUUGGCAAGCCUCCUUUCCAGGCAAAUAGUCCUCAGGAUUUGAGACUGUUUUAUGAAAAGAAUAAGAACCUAGUUCCAAGCAUACCUACAGAAACCUCUACAUAUCUGUCAGACUUGCUGCUGGGACUACUUCAGAGAAACCAAAAAGACAGACUUGACUUUGAGGGCUUUUUCACCCACCCUUUCCUGGAUCAGGUGUCUACAGUGAAAAAGUCUUGUCCUGUCCCAGUGCCUACGUACUCGGGUUCCAGUAUUUCAGGCAGCUCAUGUGGAAGCUCACCAUCUUGUCGAUUUGCCUCCCCUCCUUCUCUGCCAGACAUGCAGCAUAUCCAAGAAGAAAACCUUUCUUCACCACCGUUGGGUCCUCCAAACUAUUUACAAGUCUCCAAGGAUUCUGCUAGUACAAGCAGCAAGAACUCUUCUUGUGACACAGAUGACUUUGUUCUGGUCCCACACAACCUGUCUUCUGACCACUCAUAUGAUCUGCCUACAGGGACAGCAGGGCGCAGAGCAUCUAGUGAUUUCUUGAUGUGUGGAGGGCAAAGCCAGCCUCAGGUGUCUCCACGCAGCGAAACAGCACCAAUUCCUGUUCCAACUCAGCUACGGAAUUAUCAGCGCAUAGAGCAGAAUCUCUCGUCCACCGCUAGCCCAACAUCUAAUCCUCAUGGGUCACCAAGCAGAUCUGGGGCAGUGAGACGCUCCCAUACCAGUCCCAUGGGCUUUUUAAAGGUUGGCUCUGGUUCGCCCAGUUCGACAGACAUGGCUACAGCUACUGGACGUCGAUUAUCUACUGGCUCUUCACGACCAUAUUCUCCAUCACCUUUAGUUGGAACCAUCCCAGAGCAGCUUGGACACUGCUGUUGUGGACAUGCCCAAGGACACGAGUCGAGAAGUAGAAGCUCUUCAGGUUCCCCAGUUCCCCAGUCGCAGUCACCUCAAUCUUUGCUAGGUGGAAGGCUGCAAAGUGCCCCAACCCUCACUGACAUCUACCAGAACAAACAGAAACUACGAAAGCAGCACUCAGACCCUGUGUGUCCCUCAUAUGCUGGACAUGGCUUUAGUCAUUCUCCACAGCCUACGCGGCCUGUCAGCCUUGGAGCUUCCCCCACAAAACACAUGGGAUCAUCCCCAAGGAGCUCAGAAUGGCUAUAUAAAACACCCUUACCCACCAUAAUUGGAUCGCCAACCAAGGCAACGGCUCCAUUCAAGAUACCGAAAACACAAGCAUCCUCAAACCUGCCUGCUCUAGUUACUCGUCAGGGACCUGUAGAUGUUCUUGUACAGACCAAAGACCUGUCUUACCUGAGGGAGUUUUCCCAUUACAAUUGCCCACACGGGAGUGACAAGCUAGGAACAGCAGAACAUGGCAAAGCUACUUUUGGAAGGUCUGUGAGUGCAGGGAAGCUGUCCGAUCAGACAGGGAGAGCUAUACUAGGAGGACAACAUUACCAGGGAAGCACAGACAGUCUGAACUCUGAGCGCCCCAUGGAUACAGUCCCUGCUGGUGCUACAGGAAGUGCCCUCACAGUCCCCACUGUGGGUUCCAGAGCUGUGAUGUUUACAGUAGGGUCUCCUCCCAACAGUGCUACUCCUCCCACCUGCUCGCAUAUGAUGAUGAGGACUCGAGCCACUUCAGUUGGCUCCAACAGCUCUGGUGGCUCUCUCUGCUCCACAAGUGGUCGUGUGUACAUGGGGUCACCGUCUGGAGUUCACAUGGGCUCAUCUCCUCCCAGCGCCGAUGCAGCACCAUGCUUUAAAUAUAUGUCUUACGGCACAUCCCCCCCAAGCCUGGAAGACUUCAUCACAUUUGAGGCCCCUGAACUACCUGAGGAAACUCUGAUGGAGAGGGAGCACACGGACACUCUCAGACACCUCAAUCUUAUGCUUGCAUUCACUGAGUGCGUGAUGGAGCUGACCGCAGCACGGGGUGGCACUUCUGACCUGUGCACCUCUGCCGUGUCCCUCUACCAGAUUCAGGAGAGCGUGGUGGUGGAUCAGAUCAGUCAGCUGAGCAAAGAGUGGGGACAGGUAGAGCAGCUGGUGCUGUACAUGAAAGCAGCUCAGUUCCUGGCAUCUUCCCUGCAACUUGCCAAAUCACAAAUCAAAUCUGGGAAGUUGACCCCUUCAAGUGCUGUAAAGCAAGUGGUGAAGAGCAUGAAUGAGCUCUACAAGUUCUGCAUUAGUAUGUGCAAGAAACUGACCGAGCAGCUGAACCACUUUUUCUCAGACAAGCAGCGUUUUGUGGAUGAGAUUAACAGCGUCACAGCAGAGAAAUUAAUGUACAACUGUGCUGUGGAGAUGGUCCAGUCUGCUGCACUAGACGAGAUGUUCCAGCAGACAGAAGAUAUUGCUUAUCGUUACCACAGAGCAGCACUGCUGUUGGAAGGCCUAACAAAGAUCCUGCAGAGCCCUGCAGACAUCGACAAUGUUCAGAAGUAUAAAGCCAGUGUUGAAAGCAGACUGUCUGCUCUCUAUAGAGCUGUGGCGUUGUACGAAUAGUACCAGUAUCCACUGGACCACUAAAGAAGAACCAGGGACCACAUAGCUUAGUUCGUUGUAUAUAUACCUGUUACUUGGAACUGUACCUUGUAUUUGUGGAAAAAAAGAACUAAAAUCCUAUAUGGAGGCUUUCCCAGGAGAAGAAAACACAAGUUAGGGGACUGAGUAUGCAGAAAAGGCUGCCUUGUUUAAAAGCACUCCUUGUGAAAUUUGCCUUUCACUAUACAUGUAAAGUGUAAGGAAAAGUAUUUCUAAUACUUUACCAUCAAUAAUGGACAAUUGUUGCUCUGGGAGAAAAGUGGAAGUGUGGAUACCUGUAGCUGGACCGUCACAAGCAGCAGAUCAGUAUUCCAGUAGUCCGGCAUUUACCUACUCACACCUGAGUUUCCGGUACAGUGUGUGACCCCAGAACAUCCAUCUAUUCAAAGUGAAUCAAGAGCCAAGCACUUUACCUACAGGGGAAAUAAACCCAGCCAUGCAAAAUCUUCAUUCAUUUCACUAUCCAUGUCAUGUGGAUACUUGAUGUCCUACUUUUAAACCAAUUUAUUUUGCACUAAUUUCUAAAACUGUAAAUGAUUUUACAUGGAACUCUUAUCAAUAUACGAAGGCACAAUGGAUUUACUGAAAAACAAAAUAUCAUUUCAUUCUAUGUAUUAAAAGACAUUGGAAUUUAAGAUGUAGCUUCCUAAAGACUUUACAAGCUGUACAGAACAAUUUUACUCGUGACCCUUUUGUAUCUAUUUGUCUAAUACUUGAUUACUAAUUUGUUUUCUCCCAUGUUUUAUUUUGUCUGUAUUUGCUUUAUAUACAGGUAUCGUGUUGCUUACAUUGUUUUGUGCAUGUGAUACUUAGUCUUGUUCUAUUUUAUUGGAUGUUAUGCUAGCAGGCGUAAAUGUGUUCCAUGGACAGUGUUAGACAAGAAAUACAAUGCUGUAAUAUAGACCGAUAUAGACUGUUGUGCGUGAGACUACUACUGUGGUGGGUUUGUUAAACAGUAGCUUCUACCAGACAAUUAUAUAUCCCAAUGUCUGUAGUGUGGCCUGUAAGUGCUAGGAUGCAACUCACAUGUCUUACCAGUAUAUGGCACAGCAAGAGAAGCUUAGCAUUAAAGUCUAGUAAGCAAGCUGCCAUGUGACCUAAAUGACUAGAGCUUAUGGCCACUAGAGGGCCAGUACUACUAAGAACAGUGGUGCCACUAACUUGGUUCAUGUCUAGAACGCCAGUUCUUUUUUUUUUUUUUUUAGUUCCUUUUUUUUUUUAAUGUGAAUCUUUAGCUGCCAUUUUGGAGAAGCCUUUAUGUAAUAUGUUUUUAUUAACCUGCCAUUGCAAAAAUUGUCACACGUAAAAGGAUAAAUCCAACUUCUUUAUCGGUGGAUUUAUUCUUUAACAACAUUUUUAUACUAUAGCUUAAACUUAAUUGUAGCAAUUAUUGGUGAGGUCCUUUUAUAGGUUCAUGGUGCAUUUUCUUCUAAAUAACUCUGGUGCCACUUUUGUGAAGCGUGUGUUUAGGUACACAUAUAGGGACAUAUUGUAAUUGUUUUGUUUUCUAGAAAGACAGCCAGGGAUGGCAAUUACCAACUGCUUAUCUGACCUUUUGAUUGGUUCAUAAAACAAUUUAUACUAUGUCUUCACUGAUUCAGAAGAAAAAGAAGUCAUUGGAAGGAAUGGAGGCAUUUCAUAGGACUACUACAUUUGGCAAAUGCAUGCACAUUCGCAUAAAAGGCCAAAAUAAUGACACAUUUUUAGGACUCUGCACUAUUGAAAAUGCAAUGACGCACAGCAUCUUGGAAUAGAUUAUACACUAUUCAAUUUUACUUCAUUCAGAAAGAUUUUUUAGUAUUAUAGAAUUCUAUGCUACAUGCAGUUUACCAAUAUGAUUAUUUUAAAUAACGGUCAUUCAUUGAUAUAGUUCAUUUUAUUAUUGCCCAUGCAAUCUAAGGCCUUAUACGAACAUAAAUAAAAGGGAUGCUUGCUGUUAAAAUGUAAAGGACAUAAAAUAGAACAGACCUGUCUCUUUUCCAAUUUUAGUCAGAUGGUGAAACCUCACACACUCACUGGGGGGUAUAUUUACUAAAGUGCUGGUUUUCAGAUGUGGAGAUGUUGCCCAUAGCAACCAAUCAGAUUCUGCUUAUCAUUUAUCUAGCACCUUCUAGAAUAUAAUGGCUAGAAUCUGGUUGCUAUGAGCAACAUAUUCACUUUUGUAAAUGCACACUUUAGUACCCUCCUAUAUUUCAUAUUUUCUGUUUUGCCCUAAACUUUAAUACUUGAAGGUUUUGUGUGUGUGUUUUUUUAACAAUAUUCAGCUGACAUUAUUACAUUUUUAUUGCUUUUAUUGGCUGUAAACUAAUAAUACAUUCACAACAGCUGCAAUACAUCAGUAGUCUUUAUACCCUGUGCUUUGACUUCACAUGACAGGCAUUUUUGUAUCGAAGAUUCUGUCAGAUAAUUUGGAUGUGUUUUUAUUUAUGUACCUGCUUGUGAGAUAUACGAAUGCAUAAAUGUGCAUUUCUAGGUCUUUAUUACCGUGUUUCUACCUCUCGUUUGUAAACUGCAUGCAUUAUUCUUACAGCUGGGUAAGAACUCACAAAACUGUUGCAGAAAUAGCCUUUUUACUAUGGCUUGUAUAAAUGUAUAUUAUAAAUAAACAAAACUGUAAAAAGA